AUGAAUAAAGAAGCUUAUAAAUAAUAAAGAAUAUCUGAAAAACUGCCUUUUUAUAAUAUUCAUUUCGAUAAUGAAAAAGAAUUAGCUAAGUUCUACAUUUCAAUAUUUUAAAAAUGCGUUGAGAGUAUUUCUAAUAAAUAAUUGACUCUUUUAGAAGAAUUUCCUAAAUUAGACCAAAUAUAAGACAACUGUUGCUAUGUUAUGAAGCUCUAAUCAAAUGAUCUAAUGAGAAUAGCUAGAAAAGUAAAGUUUCUAUCUUUUAGUAAAAAAUAUUUUAAUGCAGACAACUUUAAAUACGCUGUUUGUAAUUUAAAUUAAUAACCUAUGAAUCUAUAAUGCAGGAUAGUUAAAGUUAAUGAUUAAAUAAAUUUAAGUGAUGAUUAUGAAAAUCUUAGGGAUUAUAAAUUUGUUCAUUUCUACCAAAAAAAUGACAGAAUAAACCAAAACUAAAUCAUCUAAAGUACAAUUAAAUACUAAGAUAACAAACUCUAACAGUAAAAAUCUGAAGAGGUAUAAGAUCGACCUACUUCACUAAAAUCUUGUACUAAUUAAAGUUAAGUAGAAGAAUUGCAUGGAUCUGUAAUUUAAGAAAAAGCAUUAGAAAAUAAAAUUAAUAAGAAUCUAAAGAAAGAAAACAGCUCUAAUUUAAUAGAUGAAGAUUCUGACAGCAAACAUAGUAAUGAAGCAGCAACUACAAAUAAUUAGAAUUAAAUUACAAUAAAUAAUAAAAAUGCAAAUGAGAUUAAAAUUAAUUAUCAGCUUUAGUAGUAACAUGGUUUGCCAAAUUAAAGUCAAAAAGAAGAUUUGUUAGAACAAAUAAAAAAUCUUCAUUCUGAGCUUAAUCAACUAAAGAUAUAGCUCAAUUUAAAAGAUACAUAGCUCGGUCAAAAAGAUAAAGUGAGCAAUCUAAAAGAAUUAUAGAUCAUAGAAUACAUAAAAUUAAAAUCCUUAAUAAAUGGGUAUUAAUAAUGA
Tetrahymena thermophila SB210 is the source of this 972-nucleotide messenger RNA. RefSeq lists its product as hypothetical. Lineage: Eukaryota; Ciliophora; Oligohymenophorea; Hymenostomatida; Tetrahymenidae. The record is from RefSeq and is a predicted model, not a curated record. The transcript is spliced from 2 exons.